This is a messenger RNA of Pelodiscus sinensis (Chinese soft-shelled turtle), 3493 nucleotides long. NCBI's taxonomy places the organism in Eukaryota, Metazoa, Chordata, Testudines, Trionychidae. The record is from RefSeq and is a predicted model, not a curated record.
AAUCUUUACUAAAAAUGUUGCAGUUCCAGCCUGUGACCAUACCUGGGAAGACUAUGAAUGUUUCAGAGAACUGGCUGUUCAAUGGUUCCUCAUUAGCCUCUCAUGUUCAUGCUGCUGCUAUUAAUGGAGAUAAGGGUGCCCUCCAAAAGCUAAUAGCAGGAAAUCCUGAGCUGAAAGAUAAAGACGACCAGUUUGGAAGGACUCCACUCAUGUACUGUGUGUUGGCUGACAGGUUAGAUUGUGCUGAGGCCUUGUUGAAAGCAGGAGCAGGUAUUAAUAAAGCUGACCAUAGCCAGAGAACUGCUCUUCACCUUGCUGCACAAAAGGGAAAUUAUCGCUUUAUGAAACUUUUACUUGCUCGUAGAGCAAACUGGAUGCAAAAGGAUUUAGAAGAAAUGACUCCUUUACAUUUAACUACCCGCCAUAAAAGUCCCAAGUGUUUAGCUUUGUUGCUAAAAUAUAUGGCACCAGGAGAAGUGGAUACCCAGGACAGAAACAAGCAAACAGCUCUGCACUGGAGCGCCUACUACAAUAACCCAGAGCAUGUGAAAUUUCUUAUAAAACAUGAUUCUAAUAUUGGAAUCCCUGAUAUUGAAGGCAAAAUCCCACUUCACUGGGCAGCUAAUCACAAGGAUCCCAGUGCAAUUCACACAGUCAAAUGUAUUCUGGAUGCUGCUCCCACAGAAUCUUUAUUGAACUGGCAGGACUAUGAAGGACGAACCCCCCUUCAUUUUGCAGUUGCUGAUGGGAAUCUGGCAGUGGUUGAUGUGUUGACCUCUUAUGAAGGCUGCAAUGUGACAUCUUAUGACAAUCUCUUUAGAACUCCACUUCACUGGGCAGCUUUACUAGGCCAUGCACAGAUUGUCCAUCUUCUCUUAGAAAGAAAUAAACUUGGAACUAUCCCAUCUGAUAGCCAAGGGGCAACACCCUUACAUUACGCGGCACAGAGCAACUUUGCUGAAACAGUUCAAGUAUUUUUGAAACAUCCCUCUGUGAAAGAUGACUCAGAUCUAGAGGGAAGAACAUCCUUUAUGUGGGCAGCUGGGAAAGGCAGUGAUGAUGUCAUCAGGACUAUGCUGAAUUUAAAAUUGGACAUUGACAUCAACAUGGCAGAUAAAUAUGCUGGAACAGCAUUGCAUGCUGCUGCCCUUUCGGGCCAUGUCAACACCGUGAAAUUGCUGUUAGAAUAUAGCGCACAGGUAGAUGCAUCUGAUGUAAUGAAGCACACUCCGCUUUUCCGAGCCUGUGAGAUGGGACACAAAGAAGUGAUACAGACACUCAUUAAAGGGGGAGCAAGAGUUGAUUUGGUUGAUCAAGAUGGCCAUUCUCCUCUUCACUGGGCAGCUCUGGGUGGAAAUGCUGAUGUAUGUCAAAUUUUGAUAGAAAAUAAAAUCAACCCAAAUGUGCAAGAUUAUGCAGGUAGAACUCCUUUGCAGUGUGCUGCAUAUGGGGGCUAUAUUAACUGCAUGGUCGUGUUAUUGGAAAAUAAUGCAGAUCCAAAUAUUCAAGAUAAAGAGGGAAGGACUGCUUUACAUUGGCUGUGUAACAAUGGCUACCUUGAUGCUAUAAAGUUGCUGCUGGGUUUUGAUGCAUUCCCUAAUCACAUGGAGAACAAUGAAGAGAGAUACACUCCACUUGAUUAUGCACUGCUUGGCGAACACCAUGAAGUGACUCAGUUUAUGUUAGAACAUGGUGCCUUGUCUAUAGCUGCCAUACAGGACAUUGCUGCCUUCAAAAUCCAAGCUGUCUACAAAGGAUACAAGGUUAGAAAGGCUUUCCAAGACCGAAAAAAUCUUCUAAUGAAGCAUGAACAUUUGAGAAAAGAUGCUGCUGCCAAGAAACGUGAAGAAGAAAAUAAGAGGAAAGAAGCAGAACUUCUGAAGGGAAUGCAGAACGUGGUACUCAAUAGGGUGCAAGUACAGCCACAUCCUACAGAUAGAGAGAAGAAUAACAGAACUCCUAGCAUUCCACAGCUGUCCAGCAAACAAAUUGAUGUGCAUAGUAAUAACAGGCUUUUCCGCAGUAACAUUUCUCAGAAUCAAACAGGGAAAAACAACAGAAGAUCAUCAGCAACUUCUGAAAACAAAAUGACACCUAAGGAAAAAUGUUCAUCUGCAGAACUACCAGGUGAAGAUAACAAGAACAAAAAGGAAUUGUCCAGAAAACACACCAAAAGCAAGACAGCUUGUAUCCAUUUCCAUUGUAAAGAAAAUGAUGAUGCCAAAGUUGAAGCUAACGAAGUUAUGGCAGCUACAAAGUGGUAUGGUGAAAAGCACAAGGAGCAGACUGCAAGGGCAAAGGGCUUAGCACAUGCAAAUGAAAAGCACAUCUCUGGUUGUAACACUGUCAGUGCUGGGGAGAAAUUAGCAGAUCAAAGUCAAUCUGUAGUUAGCAGCAGAAGCCGUUGUGAAGGAACAACAGGGCACUUGCAGAAUAUUAACUGCACUGAUGGAAACGCAAAGAAUUCGAGGCAGUGUGAAACUCUAUCAAAAAGCAAACUGUACAAGCUGAAAGCAAGAAAUAAAGAGUUAAACAGCGAGAGAUAUUCCCCAGCUGGCUCCAGCAGACCUGGAAGUGCCAGAAUGAGAUUUGUAAACAUCAGAAAUGACAGUUCACAUGCCAUCGUACAAACUAACAAUGUGGCAAAUAAUGAAUUAGCAAAAAAGACUUGCCCUUUACUGUCUAUCAAAGCAGGAACUACAAGACCUGUGCCAAGUGAUCCAGCAGCGCAUGCUGUUUUUGAUGACAGUCUGAACUUGGAAAAAAUAGAUAUAAAUGGGUCCAAGAAUGCAGAUCAUCGAAUCUGUUCCCAUGUUGCAUGUCAGAGUAUGAAUAUUGAACUUAUCCCAUUAGAGAUCCGUAUGCAGAUAAUAGAAAAGGAAAGAACAAGAAAAGAGCUAUUUCGGAAAAAGAACUAUGCUGCUUCUGUUAUUCAGAGGACAUGGAGAAGUUACCGGCUAAGACAGAAGUUGGUCCAGCUUUUUAGUGCUAAGCGGCAAUGCAAAGAAGAAGACGACAAAUGGAGACAAGAGACAGCUGCCUUUUUCAUCCAGGUUGCGUGGAAAAAACAUCUGAACCAUGGCCUUCUGAAAUCAGCGCCUUCAUAUAAAAACCUAAAAUCUAUAAAUAAAAGCAACUCCGCCUUAAAAACUAGCAAGCAAUCCAUCCUUAAGCAGAUAUACGGGCACUCCCAAGAAGGAAAAGUUUGCCAUCCAGCAAGACCUUCUUCAAAGCAUAAACUUUCUGAUGUGCACAUGAUCUCAGUAAGCAACCUGCAGUAUGUUAAUCUGUUGGAACCUGAAGGUAAACUGAAGCAGUUUUCAUACAACAUGAGACCAACCACUGCUGCAAAGUCAAAAAACAAAAGACCCACGUAUUAAGCAAAGCUGAGAAGUAAUUCCAAGGAACCUGGGAAUUUAAAGAAUGCAUCUCAGCACCAAGGAGUCCCACACCACGGCCAAAGGAGGGUUUGAAAAUUCACCACCAUUCAUAC